Callorhinchus milii (elephant shark) is the source of this 1341-nucleotide messenger RNA. RefSeq lists its product as uncharacterized. The record is from RefSeq and is a predicted model, not a curated record. Lineage: Eukaryota; Metazoa; Chordata; Chondrichthyes; Chimaeriformes; Callorhinchidae.
AUGACUUUUGCUUCUGCUGACUCAAUGUCAGACAAAUGCAAAGCUAACUUGAUUUCUAAAUUCAACCUCCUAUCUAAGAAGAAACCAGAGCCACACAUCGCAAAGCUGGAUGUUAACAAGACCGUGAUUAAUCAGAGUAACAUCCCAAUUUCUGACAAUCUAAAAACGGUACUGGCCAAAGGACUAAAUUUCGCCGUCACCCCUAAAUAUAUACCAGUAGAGGAUAUGAUUUCUCAGAUUGAUGUAGCCCUCAGAGGCAUAGGACACAUCCAUGCGGAUGUAGCAAGAGCUGAAAUAGCUACUAUUCUUAAGAAUGCUAAGAAACCCACUAGUAACAUCAGCAAAAACGAACGCUCUGAACUCGCGGACCUAAAAAAGAGAGAUGAUAUAGUCAUCCUCUCGGCAGACAAGGGCAAUGCCACGGUCAUCAUGGAUAAAGAUUCAUACAACAACAAAAUCCUGGACCUUCUUAAUGAUGGGAGUUACUCCAAAAUUAAAAACGAUCCUACUAAAAGCCUAACGACAAAAACCAACAGUAUCAUCAGGAGUUCGACUUCCCUAAUCGAACCAAGCAAACGUCCCUCUCUAAAACCAUCGGCGGCUAGACCUCCCAGACUCUAUGGUCUUCCCAAAAUCCAUAAAGAAGGCACCCCGCUACGACCCAUCGUGUCGACGAUAAACUCUCCUACGUACAAACUAGCCCGUUUUCUAUCAGAUACUCUGCUUCCCUUCACAGGCAAGACCUCUUCGGCAGUACUCAACUCAACCCAAUUAGUCUCUAUGGUUAAGGACAUGGUACUAUCUCCUGAUGACAUCCUCGUCAGCUUUGAUGUGUAUCUGUUUACCAAAGUCCCAGUACCGGACACCCUAACAAUAAUUGAGGACUUAGUCCAACAUGGAUUGAAUUCUGAUGUACCUGCGCUGGUUAGGCAUUGCCUCACCAACACCUAUUUUAUCUGGAAUAGCACCUUCUACAAACAGAAUGAGGGUACCCCUAUGGGCUCCCCCUUGUCACCAGUUAUAGCCAACAUGUUCAUGGAAAAGUUUGAAUCAGACGCCAUACAGACAUCCACCCUGCAUCCUUCCCUGUGGAAGAGGUAUGUGGAUGACACUUUCGUCAUCUGGCCACAUGGCCUCCCAGCAUUGAACCACUUCUUGGACCACAUCAAUUCUAGACACCCAUCCAUCAGAUUCACCAUGGAAGUGGAGAAAGACGGUAAUCUAUCAUUCUUGGAUAUUCUGUUUGAGAGGAGGCCUGACGGAUCCUUGGGACAUUCCGUCUACAGGAAAGCCACCCACACAGAUUCCUACUUGAAACCGGAUCCACCCAUCUCAAAAUAA